UGCACGUGCUCCCGCCAGGAGCGCUGAACAUGACAGAGGACCCGUGUUGUUGUUUUCGGCAGCGACCCGCGUCCCGUGAGGACGCCCAGCCUGUCGGUGUUCGGGCAGAGCGUGGCUCGCUGCCGGGACACCGUGGCUGCCCGCACCAGGGGACUGGCGGUGUUGAUGAGAGACCUGGCGGCGCUGGUGGGGCGGGACAGCGCCGAGCACGACGAGGCGCGGGCGUGCGUGGAGGAGAUCUGCUCGCUGGUGGUGUCGCUGACCGAGUGCAGCGCCCACGCCGGCUACCUGCUCGCCGUGCUGCAGGAGGGCAGCUCUCCGGAGACCCCGGGGCCCGUCGACCGCUACCAGGUGUGCCGCGCCGCCGCCGACGUGGCGCACGGCACUGCGCUGCUGCGCGCGCACCGCCUGCCCACCAUCUCCUCCUUGCAGGUGACGGACAUCUGCACGGGAGUGACGGAGAACGCGAGCGUGCUGGCCGACUGCUGCCUGGUGGCCGCCGACGAGGCGCCCGACGACGGCACCCGCCAGCAGUUCCGCCUGUGCCUCAAGAGCGUGACGGCCGCGGCCGACGCCUUCUGCGGCAGCGUCGAGUCGCUCAGGGACCGGCCCGGCGACCGCAACUACAAGGCCUGUCAGCAGGUGUUCGGGGAGGCGCUGGCGACGACGUGCGACGCGCUGGCCGUGUUCGCGACGCAGGACGCGCGGCUGACGGGCGUCGCGGCGACCUUGGGCGCGGCCGGCAGGGACGCGCUGCGCCGCGUGCUGGGGGCCUGCCUGGGCGUGGUGUCACCCAGCGUGCUGGCCUGCCAGCUGGCCGGACGGCUGCCGCGCGAGCCGGGCGCCGCCUCGCGGCUGCGCCUCUGCUGCGAGGCCGUGGCGCGCGGCUCCGGCGAGCUGGUCCGCGCGCUGCACGCCUCCUGCGACGACCGGGGAGACGGCGCGGAGCGCAGGCGGUAG
Molecule: messenger RNA, 960 nt
Organism: Bacillus rossius redtenbacheri
Lineage: Eukaryota; Metazoa; Arthropoda; Insecta; Phasmatodea; Bacillidae
Product: talin rod domain-containing protein 1-like
Exons: 4
Coding region: 166-960 (264 amino acids)
Molecular function (GO): actin binding
Source: RefSeq, a predicted model, not a curated record